Molecule: messenger RNA, 2728 nt
Organism: Nerophis ophidion (straightnose pipefish)
Lineage: Eukaryota; Metazoa; Chordata; Actinopteri; Syngnathiformes; Syngnathidae
Gene: xab2
Product: XPA binding protein 2
Exons: 19
Coding region: 131-2677 (848 amino acids)
Biological process (GO): generation of catalytic spliceosome for first transesterification step; mRNA splicing, via spliceosome
Cellular component (GO): post-mRNA release spliceosomal complex; Prp19 complex; U2-type catalytic step 2 spliceosome
Molecular function (GO): protein binding
Source: RefSeq, a predicted model, not a curated record
UUUGAUGGUACGGCAAUGGGUGUCGCAAACUAGCUAGUGCGCAUGUGCCGUCCAAAAGUACGGAGUACAAGCUAACGUUAGCCGAAGUUAGCAUCCAAAUACUCUCCCCGCACAGCAGUCUGCCGGGAAUAUGUCGUCGAUAAAAGGAAAAGCGGAUGUUAUCUUUGAAGACGAUGAUCUCCCGUAUGAGGAGGAGAUCAUUAGAAAUCCAUAUUCAGUCAAGUGUUGGAUACGUUACCUGGAGUUCAAACAGAACGGGGCUAAAUCCACCAUCAACAUGAUCUAUGAACGGGCUCUGAAAGAGCUACCUGGAAGCUAUAAACUGUGGUACAAUUACCUAAGGGAGCGAAGGAAACAAGUGAAAGGGAAAUGUAUAAGCGAGCCAGUUUUUGAAGAGGUCAACAAUUGCCACGAAAGAGCACUGGUGUUCAUGCACAAGAUGCCCAGGAUAUGGAUUGACUAUUGCCAGUUCUUAGUGUCGCAGUCGAAGAUCACACGAAGUCGGCGAACGUUUGACCGGGCACUUCGAGCUCUUCCCGUUACUCAGCAUCCCCGCAUCUGGCCUCUGUAUCUCCGCUUUGUCCGAAACCUGCCCUUGCCUGAAACCGCCCUCCGAGUGUACCGCAGAUACCUCAAGCUUUCUCCCGAGAAUGCGGAGGACUACAUUGAAUACUUAAAGUCUGUCGGCCGCUUGGAUGAAGCUGCAGUGCGUUUAGCAGCUGUUGUCAACGAUGAAGGUUUUGUGUCCAAAGAAGGCAAAUCUAACUACCAGUUAUGGCACGAACUAUGCGACCUGAUAUCGAAGAACCCGGAUAAGGUGACCUCUCUAAACGUAGGCGCCAUCAUUCGUGGUGGGCUCACCCGCUUUACAGACCAGCUCGGCAAACUUUGGUGCUCCCUCGCCGAUUAUUACAUCAGGAGCGGCGUCUUUGAAAAGGCUCGUGAUGUGUACGAAGAGGCCAUCCUUACCGUGGUGACUGUACGAGAUUUCACUCAGGUCUUUGACAGCUACGCCCAGUUUGAGGAAAGCAUGAUCGCGGCCAAGAUGGAGACCACGGCCGAGAUCGGCCAGGAUGAAGACGAGGACAUCGACCUGGAGCUUCGGCUUGCCCGCUUCGAGGAGCUGAUUGCACGGCGCCCUCUUCUCCUAAACAGUGUGCUUCUGCGACAAAACCCCCAUAACGUCCACGAGUGGCACAAGCGUGUAAAACUGUACGAGGGCGUUCCACGGCAGAUCAUCAACACAUACACAGAGGCAGUGCAGACUGUUGAUCCAGUCAAAGCCACCGGGAAGCCUCACACGCUCUGGGUCAAAUUUGCUAAAUUCUAUGAGGAAAAUGAGCAGCUUGAUGAUGCCAGGACUAUAUUUGAGAAGGCAACCAAAGUGAAUUACAAGCAUGUGGAUGACCUCUCCGCAGUGUGGUGUGAAUAUGGAGAGAUGGAGCUUCGGCAUGAGAAUUACGAGCAGGCACUGAGGAUACUUAGGAAAGCUACGGCCAUCCCAUCAAAAAAGGCCGAGUACUUUGACGCCUCCGAGCCGGUCCAAAACAGAGUCUACAAAUCUUUAAAGGUCUGGUCCAUGUUGGCAGACUUGGAAGAAAGUCUUGGCACUUUUAUGUCUACAAAAGCAGUGUACGACCGCAUCAUUGACCUGCGCAUUGCCACACCACAGAUCGUCAUCAACUACGCCAUGUUCCUCGAAGAGCACAACUACUUUGAAGAGAGCUUCAAAGCGUACGAGCGCGGGAUCGCGCUCUUCAAGUGGCCAAACGUUUACGACAUCUGGAACACCUACCUUACCAAGUUCAUAGAUCGAUACGGAGGCAAGAAGCUGGAGAGAGCCAGAGAUUUAUUCGAGCAAGCCCUUGAUGGCUGUCCCGCCAAAUUCGCAAAGACAAUUUACCUGCUGUACGCCAAGCUGGAGGAGGAGUACGGAUUGGCACGGCACGCCAUGGCGGUCUAUGAGAGAGCGACGCAGGCAGUAGAAACGGAUGAGAGACACCAGAUGUUCAAUAUUUACAUCAAGAGAGCAGCUGAAAUAUACGGUGUCACAUACACCAGGGCUAUUUACCAGAAGGCUAUUGAGGUCCUUCCUGAUGAGCAUGCCAGGGACAUGUGCUUGCGAUUCGCUGACAUGGAGAGCAAAUUGGGUGAAAUUGAUCGUGCCAGAGCGAUCUAUUCCUUCUGCUCUCAGAUCUGUGACCCCAGGGUCACAGCCGUGUUCUGGCAGGCCUGGAAGGAAUUUGAGAUCCGCCACGGAAACGAAGACACAAUCCGAGAGAUGCUUCGAAUCAAGCGCAGCGUCCAGGCGACCUACAACACUCAGGUCAACUUCAUGUCGUCUCAGAUGAUGAAGGCCACCACCAGCUCCACUGGGACCAUUUCAGAUCUUGCUCCCGGCCAGCUGGGCAUUGAUGACAUGAAAAUGUUGGAGCAGAAAGCACAGCAGCUCGCUGCAGAGGCUGAGCAGGACAAACCCAAGCCCAAAGAAAAGAUUCUCUUUGUCAGAAGCGACACGUCUCGCACCGAGUUGGCCGAGCUCGCCAAACAGGCCAAUCCAGACGAGAUCGAUAUAGACGACGACGAUGAAGAUGAUGAGAAUCAAGGCCCGGAAGAGGUGCGCUUGGAACAGAAGAGUGUGCCCACUGCUGUCUAUGGAGGCCUGAAAGAGGACUGAAGCAUUACACCACACACUCCUUCCUUUUUAUCAAUAAACAUUCAGAGUUCA